ACAGGCUCUGUACCGCUCGGUGGUCGCUACCUUUGCAUUAGUAGAGCUCCCUCCUUAGCUGCCAUGUCUUCCAUCUUGCAGCCAUUCACCGUCACCGAGGGGCCCUGCGAGCUAUCGCGGACCGGGGGUCAUGGAAGCAGGCGUGGGGACACUAGAUCGCUGGCCGCUGCAGCUCCAGGAGGAGGGCAGGGGAAGAUCACACACCCUGGCAAGGCAAUCAUGGCUGGUGGAAUUGCAGGGGGAAUUGAAAUCUGCAUCACGUUCCCUACAGAAUAUGUCAAGACUCAGCUUCAGUUAGAUGAGAAAGCCAAUCCACCCCGCUACAGAGGAAUAGGUCACUGUGUCAAGCUUACUGUAAAGGAUCAUGGAGUCGGAGGCUUGUAUCGAGGUCUUAGCUCAUUACUGUAUGGAUCCAUCCCCAAGUCUGCAGUAAGGUUUGGUACAUUUGAGUUCCUGAGUAAUAUUGCAAGGAGUGAUUCUAGAAAAUUGGAUGGAAAAACCAGUUUCAUGUGUGGUUUAGGGGCAGGUGUGGCAGAGGCUAUUCUUAUCGUCUGUCCAAUGGAAACUAUCAAGGUAAAAUUCAUCCAUGACCAGGCCUCAUCUACGCCAAAGUAUCGUGGGUUCUACCAUGGAGUACGGGAGAUUAUUCGAGAGCAAGGAUUACGUGGUACAUAUCAAGGGCUGACCCCAACCAUUCUAAAGCAAGGUUCCAACCAGGCAAUCCGGUUCUUUGUUAUGACCUCUCUACGUAACUGGUAUUUAGGUGAUGAUCCACACAAAACAAUUAAUCCCCUUAUCACUGGGACCUUCGGGGCCAUUGCCGGGGCUGCUAGUGUCUUUGGAAAUACACCUCUAGAUGUUAUUAAGACCAGAAUGCAGGGCUUAGAAGCUCAUAAAUAUAAGAGCACACUUGACUGUGCAAGCCAAAUCCUACGCAACGAGGGUCCUUCAGCGUUCUACAAGGGAACCAUUCCUCGCUUGGGCAGAGUGUGUCUGGAUGUUGCCAUUGUGUUUGUUAUAUAUGAAGAAGUAGUUAAAGUCCUAAACAGAGUCUGGCAUACAUCUUAACCUCAUCUCCUACUUGAAAUUUAAACUGUUUCUCGGCCUCGCAAAGAGUCUGUAGUGUCUUAAUUCUAUGUGUAUACGUCUUCUUCUCCGUCAGUGUAUUGUGCUUCUUAGUUAAACUGUACACAACAAAAGAUACCUAAUGUAUUAGGUACAUCAUAUCAUAUGCCAAAAUAUGCAUUGUUUGGACUUGCCUUAAUUUUGUCAGUAA
Molecule: messenger RNA, 1276 nt
Organism: Nanorana parkeri
Lineage: Eukaryota; Metazoa; Chordata; Amphibia; Anura; Dicroglossidae
Product: tricarboxylate transport protein, mitochondrial-like
Exons: 9
Coding region: 64-1068 (334 amino acids)
Biological process (GO): mitochondrial citrate transmembrane transport
Source: RefSeq, a predicted model, not a curated record